Messenger RNA from Chrysochloris asiatica (Cape golden mole), 2121 nucleotides. It is a transcript of the gene SLCO2B1, whose product is annotated as solute carrier organic anion transporter family, member 2B1. Gene Ontology annotation, cellular component: membrane. Gene Ontology annotation, molecular function: bile acid transmembrane transporter activity; protein binding. The transcript has 14 exons. The record is from RefSeq and is a predicted model, not a curated record. Gene Ontology annotation, biological process: transmembrane transport; bile acid and bile salt transport; sodium-independent organic anion transport. The coding region runs from base 1 to 2121 and encodes 706 amino acids. NCBI's taxonomy places the organism in Eukaryota, Metazoa, Chordata, Mammalia, Afrosoricida, Chrysochloridae.
AUGCGGCCAGCAGGUGAGGGACCCCAGGUGUCAGACAAGGACAUCAAAAUCACAACCGACACAGAGGACACACCUGGAGGCAAAGCCAGCCCAGACCCUCAGGACCUGCAGUCAAGUGUGUUCCACAGCAUCAAGUUCUUUGUCCUGUGCCACAGCCUGCUGCAGCUGGCACAACUCAUGAUCUCCGGCUACCUCAAGAGUUCCAUCUCCACCGUGGAGAAGCGUUUCGGCCUCUCCAGCCAGACUUCGGGACUGUUAGUCGCCUUCAACGAGGUGGGAAACACAGCUCUGAUUGUGUUUGUGAGCUAUUUUGGCAGUCGGGCACACCGACCUCGACUGAUUGGCUGUGGGGCUGUCCUUGUGGCCCUGGCAGGCCUGCUCAUGAGCCUCCCACAUUUCAUCUCAGAGCCUUACCGCUACGACCACACCAGCCAUGAGGAUCUACCACAGGACUCUGAGGCUUCCCUGUGCCUCCCCAUGACCUCAAACCCAGCACCGGCCUCCGUCAAUGGUACCUGCUCCAGCUACGCAGAGGCACAGCAUCUGACAGUGGUGGGGAUAAUGUUCAUGGCACAGACUCUGCUCGGGGUGGGUGCUGUGCCUAUUCAACCUUUUGGCAUCUCCUACAUCGAUGACUUUGCCCACAACAGCAACUCACCACUCUACCUUGGGAUCCUGUUUGCAGUGACCAUGUUGGGACCAGGCCUGGCCUAUGGGCUGGGUGGCCUCAUGCUGCGCCUGUAUGUGGACAUUGACCGGAUGCCAGAAGGUGGCAUCAGUCUGACUUCAAAAGACCCCCGAUGGGUGGGUGCUUGGUGGCUGGGUUUCCUUAUCUCCGCUGGCACUGUGGCACUGGCUGCCAUCCCCUACUUCUUCUUCCCCAGGGAGAUGCCCAAGGAGAAGCAUGAGAUUUGCUUCCACACAAGGAUCUGGUCAAUUAUAGCCUCAUCUGCCAGCAAAGGUGAGGGUUCCUCCUCUGAGAAGAGUCCUGAAGAAUACCCAGAGAAGAAGAAUGGCCUACCCCAGUUUGCAACAGACCUGACUGUGGUCCAAUUCAUCAAAGUCUUCCCCAGGGUGCUGCUGCGGACCCUGCGCCACUCCAUCUUCCUGCUGGUGGUCCUGUCCCAGGUGUGCAUGUUGUCCACGGUGGCAGGCCUGGCCACCUUCCUACCUAAAUUCCUGGAGCGCCAGUUUUCCAUCACUGCCUCCUACGCCAACCUGCUCAUUGGCUGCCUCACCAUCCCAGCGGCCAUUGUGGGCAUCGUAGUAGGUGGUGUCCUCGUCAAGCGCUUCCACCUGGGCCCCAUGCGCUGUGUCGCCCUCUGCCUGCUGGGGGCGCUGCUUGGCCUAUUUUUCAGCCUGCCCCUCUUCUUCAUUGGCUGCCCCACCCAUCAGAUUGCUGGCAUCACCCCCGAACCUGGAGCCCAGUCUGGGUCUGGGCUGUUUCCAGGCUGCUCAGAGUCCUGUGCCUGUCCACCGGAUGACUUUAACCCUGUUUGCGAUCCCAGGACCCGUGUGGAGUACAUCACACCCUGCCACGCAGGCUGUGUGAGGCGGGUGGUCCAGGAGUCUCUGGACAAAAAAAGCACAGUUUUUUACACCAACUGCAGUUGUGUGGAAGAGAGCGGCAGCGUGGUGGCCAGCUCCUGUGAGUCUGCCUGCAGUUCCCUGGUGCUACCCUUCGUGCUCCUGAUCAGCAUGAGUGCAACGCUGGCCAGUGUCACCCACACACCGUCCUUCAUGCUCAUCCUCAGGGGCGUGAAGAAAGAAGACAAGACUUUGGCUGUGGGCAUCCAGUUCAUGCUUCAGAGAAUUCUUGCGUGGAUGCCCAGCCCAGUGAUCCAUGGCAGUGCCAUCGACACCACCUGUGUGUACUGGGCCCAGAGCUGUGGGCGCCAAGCUGUCUGCCGCUACUAUGACCACGAUCUGCUCCGAACACGGUUCAUCGGUCUCCAGUUCUUCUUCAAGACAGGUGCCCUGGCCUGCUUCGCCUUGAUCUUGGUCAUCUUGAGGCAGCAGGGCAAAGAGGCCAGGACCAAGACGGCCAUGGAUAGCUGUGAUCCUGAACAGCAGCAAUUAGAGUCAGGGUUAGAAAAGAAGCUAGAGAUUUCCAAAAUGUGA